AAACCGUAAUCCAUCUUCUCCACAUUUUUUUUUGUCUCUCCCUAUCUCGUGUGGGUGAAAUGGUCCGGCUGUUUCUCACACUUUCUCCGGCAAUUUCCCGAUUGAGUUUCCUAGCUGCUGCGUCACCUUCUCUCAGAUUACAACGACACCAUUUUCAUAAACUUAAACCCAAAAUCUCGCUUAUUGCUGCAUCCAAUUUUCAGAGGACAGGUUCUUCUUGUUCUACAAGAACAACUAGAGUUUCCUCCUCACAACCCAAAAGUGAAAGUUCGAAACUUGAUGAUGGUUUGAUUGUUCUAGGCAUUGAGACGAGCUGCGACGACACUGCCGCUGCUGUCGUGAGAGGGAAUGGUGAAAUUCUUAGUCAAGUCAUUUCUUCUCAGGCAGAGCUGCUUGCCCAAUAUGGAGGCGUGGCUCCCAAACAAGCUGAAGAAGCACACUCUCGGGUUAUUGAUAAGGUUGUGCAAGACGCACUAGAUAAAGCAAAUUUGACAGAGAAGGAUCUCUCUGCGGUUGCUGUUACCAUUGGACCUGGUUUGGGCCUCUGUCUACGCGUUGGUGUGCAGAAGGCUCGAAGAGUCGCUGGUGCUUUUAAUCUCCCAAUCGUCGGAGUGCAUCACAUGGAGGCUCAUGCCCUUGUAGCCAGACUAGUGGAACAUGAAUUAAGCUUUCCUUUCAUGGCAUUGCUUAUAUCAGGAGGGCAUAAUAUUCUAGUUCUUGCUCAUAAGCUUGGUCAGUACACACAACUUGGGACUACAGUAGAUGAUGCUAUAGGAGAGGCAUUUGACAAGACAGCAAAAUGGCUUGGUCUUGAUUUGCGCAGAAGUGGUGGACCAGCUGUUGAAGAACUUGCUCUUGAGGGUGAUGCAAACUCUGUUAAGUUUAAUGUUCCAAUGAAAAAUCAUAAAGAUUGUAACUUCUCUUAUGCUGGUUUGAAGACGCAAGUUAGGCUAGCCAUUGAAGCCAGAGAAAUUGAUGGUCAAUGUCCUGUUUCUUCUGCAACAAAGGAAGACAGAAGAAACAGAGCUGAUAUUGCUGCUUCUUUCCAGGUUCUUGAGAAAAUGGGGUGUAAAGUGUCAUGGACAGAGAACAGUGUGACUGUGACAGGACCAUCUAGAGAUGCUUUUGGAAUGAGACACUUGCGAGCUGUUGAUGUCAACAUGAACAAAAUGCCUGAUGUAGCCAUGACUCUUGCUGUUGUUGCUCUCUUUGCCGAUGGUCCAACCACCAUUAGAGAUGUGGCUAGCUGGAGAGUUAAGGAGACAGAAAGAAUGAUUGCCAUUUGCACAGAGCUUCGAAAGCUUGGAGCUACAGUGGAAGAAGGUUCAGAUUAUUGUGUGAUAACUCCACCAGCAAAGGUGAAACCAGCGGAGAUUGAUACAUAUGAUGAUCAUAGAAUGGCAAUGGCAUUCUCUCUUGCAGCUUGUGCUGAUGUUCCAGUGACUAUCAAGGAUCCUGGUUGCACCAGGAAGACUUUCCCUGACUACUUCCAAGUCCUUGAAAGUAUCACAAAGCAUUAA
Messenger RNA from Eruca vesicaria subsp. sativa (arugula), 1520 nucleotides. The record is from the annotation of a GenBank genome assembly. NCBI's taxonomy places the organism in Eukaryota, Viridiplantae, Streptophyta, Magnoliopsida, Brassicales, Brassicaceae.